AUGUCCCGGGCCUCGUCAGCCAGGACUGGGUGCCUGGCGAUCCUCUGGUGCAUCUGUGCAUGUGUGCCGGUCAAGGCGGGCUACCGGUCCAUCUACAUGACCAACCAUUGCAGCAUGGUGGUCUCCAUAGAGGCCAGCCUGCUGCUAGAGCUGACACCGCCGGACAGUCUGGGCCAUGGACGUGGCGGGGAAUUCCUGCAUUGUGAUGUCGACAUCCUAGCCCCGAGAGACAGCAGGAUCCUGGUGCAUGUUCAACGGUUGGGCAUCUCACCUGUUUCAGAUCAUUCAGACAGACUGCAGCUUUAUGAGGGAAGCCCAAGCAACACACGCCUGACGCCAAUCAAGGGACUGUAUGGCAGGCUAGAUAGACCACUUUCCAUAUCUGACAUCCCAGGCAGCAAGGUGAAGGAUUAUAAGACUUCCAGCAACAAGUUGAAGGUCGAUUACCUUGGCAAACCGACACGAGCAACUCCAGGCUUUCAGUUGAUCAUUACAGCAGUUCAAGGUCAGUAG
Candidula unifasciata is the source of this 513-nucleotide messenger RNA. NCBI's taxonomy places the organism in Eukaryota, Metazoa, Mollusca, Gastropoda, Stylommatophora, Geomitridae. The record is from the annotation of a GenBank genome assembly.